AUGGUUGGAAGCAUGAAGACGAGAGGCAAAACCGCCGCGAUGGCUAAAUCCGCGACGGCCCAAAGCCACUCCGCCCACGAUCCCGCGAUCGACAUGGUGGCCCCACCACCUCUCACCACCGCACCGGCCACCGCCGCCGAACAUGGUGGAACCUCCUAUCAAGGUGGGCUUGUUACCACCGCUGACUUAGGCCCGAUCUUGGAGCAACUUCAAGCGAUCCCUUCAUUGCCUCCACGCUCGACACACGCUCCCGCGCACACCUCCAAUGAAACCCUAGCCCGUGUGCAAUUGGGCUCCACACACUUCUCUCCUCCUGAUCCACGAAGUCAAGCAGACCUUAGUCUGAGAGUUGACCAGCUAGCUCAGAGAAUGGACGACCAAAGCGAUAUGAUGAGGCAACUCCUCCACCAAAUCAGCUUGGCUCAAAACCUUGGCCUUGGACAACUAGGCGAAGAGAGAAGGAUGGACGAACACACCGGCAGGCAACUCAAACGGGUACCCAGCAGGUCAAGCAGGAGUAGGCAGACAAGGCGAGGGACAACAACUUGA
Molecule: messenger RNA, 549 nt
Organism: Prunus armeniaca (apricot)
Lineage: Eukaryota; Viridiplantae; Streptophyta; Magnoliopsida; Rosales; Rosaceae
Source: the annotation of a GenBank genome assembly